GGGAGAAAUCACCCACGCCUUUUCACGUCAUUUCCCAGCGACGCCCUGGAACAUUUCGCACGCGUCAGUCGUGUUUUUUCUGUAGUGUUUUAUAAAGCUUUUCCUACUUACAUGUUUAUCUAGUCCACAACGCUCCGUCUCUACAAUGGCGUCUAAACGCCGGCCGGGGGAGAGUGUGAACACAGAGAAGAAGAGGAAGAGGAAGAGGAGUUGUGAGGAAUCAGCGGAACUCUGCUCAGUGUUAGAAGAUCAGCAGGUGAAGCAGACUGUGAGGGAGGCGUGGAGCCGGAGGACUGUCUGCACACAGGGGGAUCUGGAGUUGGACUGCCACCCUUUCCCUCACUGCAUUAUCAGGAACUUCCUCAGCAGUGAGAGCUUCGUGGACAACCUUCAGAGAGAACUGAUGCAGCUCAACUUCCACGAGAAGUCAAACGAUCUGUACAAAUUUAAACAGUCAGAUGACCUAAAGAAGAGAACAGAUCCACACAUCGCAGGACUGAGGUCAGCACUGUUUGGGCCUUUCCGCUCCUGGCUCGGGGAAGUGUUGGGGGUUGAGCUGGAGACCACAGUGGAUAUUUCUUGUGCCAAAUAUGAAUACACAGAUGUUCUUCUGUGUCAUGAUGAUGAGUUGGAGGGGAGGCGUGUUGCUUUCAUCUUGUAUCUCGUGCCUCCAUGGGAGAACAGUGACGGAGGAACCCUUGAUCUUUUCACUACAGACAGUCAUUUGCAACCGGAGUGCGUAGUGAAGUCGCUCGUACCCUCUUUGAACACACUCGUCCUCUUUGAAGUUUCUCCUGUCUCCUUUCACCAAGUGUCAGAGGUUUUGACAGAGGACAAGUGUCGUCUGUCUCUGAGCGGCUGGUUUCACGGGCCGUCUUUGGAGCGUCCUCCUCGCAACAUAGAGGCCCCAAUCCCGCGGAGCCCACACUUACCGAGAGAUGAAACACUGCUGCUGGAAUGGGUCAAUCCAGUGUACAUGGAAAUCACCUACCAAGAGCAGAUCCAGGAGGAGUUUGAGGAGAACUCUGAAAUUCAACUCAAAGAUUUUCUCAAUGAGGAAAAGUUCAGGGAGGUGAAUGAAGCCCUGCGACUCGCUCAGAUUCAGUGGACCAAGAGAGGUCCGCCUAAUAAGAGGUGCUAUGAAGCAGCCUCUCUGGACACUCUGCCUGAGUGUGUGAGUGAAUGUUGGGAGUUGCUUCGUUCAGAGGCUUUCUUCUUGCUCCUCUCCAACUUCACCGGACUCCGAUUGCAUUACCUGUGUCCUGCCGAUGAUGAGGAUGAUGAUAAAGAUGAAGGGAAAGAGGACUUACAGGACGGAGAAGCUACGGGGUCUUCAUCCGUACCACCGUUAGCGAAGACGAGCAAAGAAAAAGAGCCGAGCACACCUGUGAGUUGUGGUGAAGUGCGUCGAUGGGCUCAUGGCGGAUACACACUGUUGCAUGAUGCAGAAGCAGUGCGGGCAGAGUACGCUCUGGAUCUUGUCUUACCUUUUUGUGGUGCAGAUUGGGAGUCAGAGUUUGGGGGCUUCACGUGUUAUGUUGCUAACGAGGAGGAUGAGGAGCUCCUGACAGUUUAUCCAGAGGAUAAUUCCCUCGCCCUCGUCUACAGAGACAAAGAAACCCUCAAAUUUGUGAAACAUGUCAACCACAAAAGCUUGUCUGAGUCUGCUGACAGUGCUACCCGCAGAGCGUUUUAUGACUUCUCUUUUGUGUACUAUGAAUAAAUACAUAUAUUUUAUAA
Molecule: messenger RNA, 1740 nt
Organism: Eleginops maclovinus (Patagonian blennie)
Lineage: Eukaryota; Metazoa; Chordata; Actinopteri; Perciformes; Eleginopidae
Gene: ogfod1
Product: 2-oxoglutarate and iron-dependent oxygenase domain containing 1
Exons: 13
Coding region: 146-1723 (525 amino acids)
Biological process (GO): regulation of translational termination; peptidyl-proline hydroxylation
Cellular component (GO): cytoplasm
Molecular function (GO): peptidyl-proline dioxygenase activity; L-ascorbic acid binding; iron ion binding
Source: RefSeq, a predicted model, not a curated record